AUGGGUCCAGUCAAGGAACUUGCACCAAAGGCUGAUGGGCAUGGUACUCGUGUUGCAGCUACGGCAGCAGGGAGUCCAGUGGCAGGUGCAUCUUAUUGUGGGUUAGCAGCAGGAACAGCCAAGGGUGGGUCUCCAGGGUCCAGGAUUGCAGUGUACCGUAUAUGCACGCCUUAUGGAUGUAGUGGAUCGGCUAUUAUGAAAGCAUUUGAUUAUGCCCUUGCGGAUGGGGUUGAUAUCAUAAACCUAUCAAUUGGUCAACCAGCUGCAGCAGAGUUCGAGUUUUCAAGAAAUCCUAUUGCCAUUGGAGCCUUCCAUGCUGUAGAGAAGGGCAUUCUUGUUGUCACCUCUGCUGGAAAUGAUGGCCCUUUACGAGAAACUGUUGUCAAUGUUGUUCCUUGGAUUUUCACAGUUUCUGCUACAACUAUCGACAGGAACAUUGAGACACAUAUUCCCUUGGGCAGGAACAAGCUGAUUAAGGUAUUUAAAAAGAAAAACAAUGUUAUUCUAACCACUAGCUAUCUUUCAAGAACAUCUUUCAAUACAAAUUCUAUAGUGGCACCCAAACUAGGAUCCUUUCCAGGUGCAGUAAUCACUCAAGGGGAUGGCAUAAAGAUUCAUUCGUACAUCAACUCAACAAGGAACUCUGUGGCAACAAUUCUACCAACUGUUAGUAUAGAUAAUUUCAAACAAGCUCCUGUUGUUGCUUUCUUCUCAUCAAGAGGCCCUGCUUAUAAUACUCCAAAACUCCUAAGACCGGACAUUGCAGCACCAGGGACUGCAAUACUUGCAGCUUGGCCAACAAAUGACACAGAAGUGUCUCGGUCCGGUCAAGAACCACCACUAUUCAACAUCCUCUCAGGGACUUCCUUGUCUUGUCCUCAUGUUUCUGCAAUUGCUGCAACACUGAAGUCUCAAAAUCCCACCUGGAGUUCUUCAGCCAUCAGAAUUUAGAUCAGCUAUAAUGACUAUGAGCACGUGAUUUUCGCCCUAUAUGAGAAUCACUCCCAAAAAUUCAAAAUAAAACAAUU
Nicotiana tabacum (common tobacco) is the source of this 1028-nucleotide messenger RNA. NCBI's taxonomy places the organism in Eukaryota, Viridiplantae, Streptophyta, Magnoliopsida, Solanales, Solanaceae. The record is from RefSeq and is a predicted model, not a curated record.